CCCAUUUCUCGGAGAUCCCCUUCGUUAGCUCUCCACAGCUCCUUCUUCCCCACUGCAAAAAUGUCUUCGACCACCAGAUCCUCCUCCAAAGCUUCCAAAUCCCCUUCUCAAUCUUCUCUCUCCUCCCACCUCGCCAUGCUUGAUCUCAAAUCUCGCAUCCUCUCUUCUCUCUCGAAGCUCUCCGAUCGUGACACCCAUCAGAUCGCCGUCGACGAUCUCGAAAACAUAAUUAGCUCCCUUCCCGCUGACGGCUUCCCUAUGUUCCUUUCCUCACUACUCCACGAUCCUAUUCCUUCCCCUGGCGACCCGACCGGUGCCCGCAGCUCCCCCAUUGUUGCCCGCCGCGAAUCCAUCCGCCUUCUCGCUCUUCUCUGCGCCGCAUACCCCGACUCCGCCGCUGCUCAUCUACCCAAAAUCAUAAAUCUCAUUGUUCGCCGACUCAAGGACCCUGUAUCAGACGCUUCACUUCGUGACGCUUGUGGUGACGCGGCUGGCUCGCUGGCGGCGAUCUAUCUUCGAUCCAAUGCUGAGGAAACCGGAAAUGGACGGUCGGGGGCGGCGGCGCCGGUGGCUGGUUUGUUUGUGAAGCCGUUAUUGGAGGUGAUGGGGGAACAGAGUAAGACGGUGCAGGCGGGGGCGGCAAUGUGUCUUGGGAAAGUCGUGGAAGGAGGGGGAGGGGGAGGGGGAGGCGGAGCUGCGGCGUUUCAGAGGCUGUGCCCUAGAAUAUGUAAGAUGAUUGGAGCUCAGAGCUGUCUUGCGAAGGGAUCUUUGCUGUCUGUGCUUUCGAAAUUGGCCCAGGUUGGAGCAAUCAGUUCCCAGAGUAUGCCGAAUGUGCUGCAAAGUGUUCGAGAAUGUCUUGAGAAUAAUGAUUGGGCAACUCGUAAAGCAGCUGCUGAUACAUUCAGUGUGUUGGCCUCCCAAUCAAGCCAUUUAAUUGCUGAUGGGGCAUCUCAAACUAUUGCUUCUUUGGAGGCUUGUCGUUUUGAUAAGGUUAAGCCCGUGAGAGAGAGCGUGAUGGAGGCUUUACAAUUAUGGAAGAAGAUUUCAGAUAAAGGAGCUGAGAGUUUGAAAGUUGGUGAAUCAGGACAUUCUGACGAGAAUUUGGACAGUAAAGAUUUGAAUCUCAAUAGUGAUAGACAAGAAUCUGUGAAGGAUUCAUCUGCUGAUUCUUCAUCUACUGGCGGUGCGCCUCUAUCCCCCGUAAAGUGCACCAUCCUACCAGAGAAUGCUGCAGAUUUACUGAAGAUAAAGGCACCCUCUUUGAAAGACAAAGAGUUAAACCCAGAGUUCUUUCAAAAACUCGAAUCAAGAAAUUCAGAUGAUGUUCCUGUUGAAGUUGUGGUACCUCGUAAACGCCCUCAGUCCUCGCAUUCAAAAGAUGGAAAAGAAAAAGGCUCAGCUGAGGGUGGUGUUGUUGCUGGAUGUGAAUUGAAUGAAAAUCUUGAACAUUCAUAUCGUCGCUAUAAUACUUCUGAAAGAAGAUUAGGUGCACAUGGAAGACAACAAAACUCAGAUUUCCUUGCUCGUGAUAAGUUUUCAGAGCAAUUGAGGUUCCGAGACUCGAAACUGAGGGGUUGUGAUGCUUCCAAUAGGGUGGAAUUUAACCCUGGGGACUCCUUUGCAAGCCGUUCAAGUAUCUCACGAACUGAUGGUCUUGUUGAAAGCUCUUUUAUGAAUAAUAAAGUAAAUUGGUUGGGCAUUCAGAGGCAGUUAUCUCACUUAGAGAGGCAACAAGCAUAUCUUAUGAACAUGUUGCAGCACUUCAUGGAAGGCUCCCAUGAUAGCUUAAUAACCCUGGAAGACCGAGUUCAUGGACUUGAGAGAGUUGUUGAAGAAAUGGCACGAGACUUGUCAAUUUCCUUUGGAAGGAGAGGAGGAAAUAUGACUGUGGGGUUCGAAGGAUCUCCUGUAAGAUCCUUAGCAACUACAAUGGACUUCAAGACCACCACUUCAAAGUUCGGCCGGGGAGCUGAAAGUAGAAUUCCGUAUCUGUCAACAGAUGGCAUGGCUUCUGUAUCAAGGGGAAAAGAAUUCUAUGCACACGCUGCUCCAAGGAGAGGUCUAAUGGCCUCUUCAGCUGGUGGUAGAUUGCUAAGAAAUGAACAUGGAGGCGAUCAAGUUGGUAGCGGCCGGAGGGCUUGGGACAAAGCUGACGGACCAUUUAGGCUCGGCGAAGGUCCCUCUGCAAGAAGUGUUUGGCAAGCCUCCAAGGAUGAGGCUACUUUGGAAGCUAUUCGAGUGGCUGGGGACGAUAAUGGAACCUCUCGAGCUGCAACACGACGGCCAGUUCCUGAAAAAGAUAUGGAUGCCAUGGCAGAUGGCGAUUCCGGCCAGGAGGGUGCAAUGGAUUCAAUUCGUAUUGGUGAUGUGGAUUCAGCAUAUGCAGAGGUGCUUUCUAGGGGAGAUGAUGUGAUGCUUUUGAAGCUGAUGGAAAGAUCUGGGCCUGUUAUCAAUGAGCUCUCAGAUGAAGUAGCUAUUGAACUAUUGCAUGCAGUCGGGCAGUUGCUGCUGGAACAAAGCUUGUUUGAUAUAGCAUUUGCUUGGAUUCAACAGUUGAUGAAUCUGGUAACGGAGAAUGGAGCAGAUUUCCUUAGCAUUCCUAUGGAAGUUAAGAGAGAAAUUUUGUUGAACCUUCAUGAAGUAUCUACUAUGGACCUGCAGGAGGAUAGCUAUGGGGCUUCAGCAAACCAAUUAUUGUCGCAGCUUGCUUCAGCUUGGGGGAUCAGCAUUCAGCAUCUUAUGAAAUAGUAAGUAUAUUUUGUCUUCUUAUUUUGAUUUUUUUGGUUAUAUGAGCUCCGCACGAGGUUGUUAAUAUAUGUAUAUUCCAUUGGUUUUGGGUAGAUUAGUUUAUUUAAAGCAGGUUUUGGGAUUCAUUUUAAAGAAAAAAAAAAAAAAAGAUUUUUAGAUGCCUUAGAAUGGUCUAGUUUGGAUAAAUAUGCCUCUAAUGUUUUUUUCAUAUUGUUUAUUCAUUCUGGAUGAAACUCUGUCAUUAGGGCUGCAAACGAACCGAGCCGAGCCGAGUAUGUGAGUGUUCAUGUUUGUGUUCAUGUAAUAUCAGUUUGUUCAAGUUUGGUUCA
This is a messenger RNA of Dendrobium catenatum, 3077 nucleotides long. RefSeq names its product TORTIFOLIA1-like protein 1. Lineage: Eukaryota; Viridiplantae; Streptophyta; Magnoliopsida; Asparagales; Orchidaceae. The transcript has 6 exons. The record is from RefSeq and is a predicted model, not a curated record. Gene Ontology annotation, biological process: multicellular organism development; circumnutation; unidimensional cell growth. Gene Ontology annotation, cellular component: cortical microtubule, transverse to long axis. Gene Ontology annotation, molecular function: microtubule binding. Bases 61 to 2748 code for a protein of 895 amino acids.